CAAAUAAACGCAACGGAUUAUCAACGACAUGUGGCCGAGCCGAUCGCAAUUCUACAGCGAACUCUGCGUGCGUUAAAAUCGGGGAAACUAUUUGGUUAUUUCGCGGUCUACAGGCAGAUAUUCCCGGAAAUACAGGAGGCAGAUGUGCAGAGGGAGACUCCAUGUUUGCUUCUGGAUAACCGCUGACGGUUCUGCAUUUCUCAUUCCACGUUAAUUGCCCCUCUUUUUGAAAACGGUGAUACACAUCUAGUAACUUGAAAUGAGAAGCAACAAGCCAAAGACAUCAGAUGAAGCAAGUAAUGAUGAAAAUUGUCAACAGAAUGAAGAAAACCAAACCGUGGUGGUAAACAGUGAAGCAGACCGAUGUCCAAUCUGUCUGAACCUCCUUUUAGACCAAGAGCUUGCUGUUCCUGAGAACUGCUCGCAUGUUUUCUGCUUAAGCUGCAUAUUGAAAUGGGCUAAUAAUGUUACUUCCUGCCCAGUUGACCGCAAAUUAUUUCAAGCAAUUUACAAACAAGAACCUCAUCAGACAUUUAUAGAGAUUCCAGUUAAGAAAAAAGUAAAUCAAGUUGAUGUGGAAUACAGCUGCAAGAAAAAAAUAAUUAAGUUUACAAAUGAAACUUCAAGGCGACGACUGCAAGAGCCAUUUGAUUUUAAAUCAAGUACAUCUGUUAUCUGCCAAAAAAACAAAAAGGCAGGGCUUCCUGGACAAAGAAAUAAGGUAGAACGAACGGCUUGCUCCCAGCAGAGUAAAGAGAACUUUUCACAUGUUUCCCCAUCAUUAGGCCAAGCUGAUGGAGUAUCUGUAUUUUCAGAAAACUGUAUAGAGUUCUUAGAUGUAUAUGAAGAUGAACCCAUUUUAAGACAAAAGAGGCGACGGCUAGAAGCAUCAAUUCUUCCAUGGUUUUCAUUUCCUUCAUCUUAUGCAGCAGUUGAGCUGGAAAGCCAAAGUUCUUAUUCACAAGAAAUGAUCAACUUAUAUUCUUGGCGAUUACCAAAUGCAGUGAGACCUUUGGCAUCUGGACAGUUUGAUUUUCUUGUUAAAGAAUAUGCAGUAACGUGUUCCAAGGGUGAAGAGAGAAAAAACACGAGGGCAGCUGGAGCACGAGGUUCAAAGAAAAAAGCUGAGAGUACAACAUCCAGAAGAAGGUCAACAAGAAACAGCAAAACAGAGGAGCCAACAUCACCUCAAAAUCCAAGUUCAUCUCCCCCUAACAAUUCAGAUUCUGAUACUUCAGUCACAAAUAGUGCAACAAAAACAGGUGGUGCUGCUAAAAAAGCAGGAAAGCGAGGUGUGAAGCGUAGGCCUACGAAAAAUACUGAGGAUGGUAAAGCAGGAAAGGCAAGAAGAGAAACUAGAUAUUCAUCAAAGAAACUCCGUUCUUGUAGUAGUCCUGAAGUUAGUGAUGAAGAAGUAGAAGAAACUGAACAGGAAGAGUUAAAGCAAGAUUCAUUAGAAGAAAACUCUAGCAUUUCUCAGAUAGUUCCUUCAGGGGAGGAGCAAAAUACUAAUGGAGAGAAUAGUGAGUCAAACAAGCUCUCAGAUGAGGAAAGCAGUGGUGAUGAAACUAUAAAUGAAGACACAACUGAGACCAAUAAAAUAGUUAAUAGCAAUAACGAGCCAGAAUGUGUGCUUCAAAAAGAUGACAUCAUUCCUUCUUCUGAAGCAGAAAGUUCUGAAGACCCAGAUGAACAGAAAAUGGAAAAUGAAUUAUGUUCAUUAUCUACUGAUGAACACCAAACUGAUCUGGAGAUUCAAAGUGCAGAGGAACAGCUUGACUCAGUUUCCCAAAAUGCUGAAUAUUCUGCAGCAUGUUUAGACACUGACACACAACCUGAAUCUCCCGAUGAUGAAAAGGAAAUGUCUCUUUGCAGUGAAUCUCCACCCUCACCAAUUGAAAGUGACACAGAUUCACCAUCUGCACGUCCAGCAGAUGACACAGAUAUGAGUUUUCAUAGUGUUGAACAACAAUACUCUCCUAUAGAGGAGGAAACUAAAAAUUUGGAAGUUGAAACUAACAGUGAAGAAAAAAUGGACACAAAAAUAGAUUCUCCUGUUUCUGAUGAUCAAAAUGACACAAUUUCACUUGACAAGGUACAUGAGGACACAGAAGUAGCCUGUAAUUUGGAGGAAAUAGAGGGCAGUACACAUUGUGAAAGUAAGGCAUUUGAUACUAUUAAUGAGAAAAUUGAACAAGAACUAUUUGAAGAUGAACGUUUUUCAAAUAAGAAUGAACCAACUAUUAAUACUAUAAGUGUACCUGAAAAGUGUCUCAUUCAGGAAGAAGAAGACGCAAUAAUUGAACCUUUUUCUCAAGAUGACAAUGAAAUGGUCCCAAUGGAAUGUGAUUCUCCUAACAGUGAACAUUGUGAAUCGCAGACUGAAAAAGAAGAGCCAGGAGACAGCCCCAAAACAGAGAUAACACCAAAUACCAAUAACCAAGAGCAGAUAUCGGACAAUAAAUUGAAAUCUCCUGAUGAGAUACCUGUAGCAGAACCAAAGGAGCCAGAGAAGAAAGAAGGAAGGCAAAGAAAAUCUAGAUUUCAUUCACCAUCUACAACCUGGUCACCAGAUAAAGAGGGAAAGAAGGAACGAAGGCAGUCGAGGUCAAGAUCAAGAGGUCGUGAAUCUCCUCCUCCUAGGCGUAGAUCACGAUCACGAAGUAGGGAAAGGGACCGGGAAGGUGAUAAGGAUGUGCAGAGGGGAGAAAAUUUUAGAAGGGAUCGCAGCAGAGAGAGAGACAGAGACCGAGAAAGAAGAGGUCGAAGACGCUCCCGCUCCAGAAGCAGAUCUCGAUCCAGAACAUUUAGUAAAGUAUCAUCAUCAGACCGUACUGAGCAUGGUGGCCAUUCACCCCGAAGAAGAGAGAGGUGGCAAAAUAACAACUGGAGAAAUUCAAGGGGAAAUGAAUGGCACCGGAGAAGUGACCAGGACAGGCAUGAUACAUUUGUUAAAGAUGUGACUGAAACAGAUAGUGGAAGUUCUUCUGAAGUUUCUUAUGACAGAAAUAGAACUGAAAAUCCUGAUUGGGUAAAAGACAGAAUAAAAGCUGAUAAUGAUGUUAGGAAUAGGGAUUCAAGCAGUGAAACUAGAUGGGAAGAACCAAGAAUGGAUCAUUCAGGGGACAACUGGAACAGAAAUUUCAGUUCAGUAUGGCGAUCUGAUCGUGGACGUGGGCGUGGACGAGGUGGCUUUAGAGGAGGUUUUGGUCACAGAGAUCAAACAGAAAAUCGAUGGCAAGCAAGAAAUUCUUUCUCAGGGAUGCAAAAUAAUUCAGGGAAUGACUCUUACAAUAGGUUUAAUGAAAAUCGAACCAAUAGACGUAAAGGUGAACAAGAGUUUACAGCUGAGCCCCCAGUGGAUCGUUCAGGCUGGUCCUCUGCCUCCAGCUGGGCAGUACGAAGAACUCUUCCAGCUGAUGUACAAAAUUACUAUUCUAGAAGAGGAAGGAAUUCAGGAGGUCCUCAGAGUGGAUGGAUGCGACAGGAAGAGGAAACUCCUGUUCAAGAAAAAACCUUCACAGAGCCUCCACCUAGCCAGCCGAAUGAAAGUCAGCCACUACCACCAGUAAAUGUGAUUCAUCCAGUGAAUGUAAUGCCACAACCUUUGAAUCCUCCUCCAAUGAGUGCCCCUCCACCUAUGAAUGCUCCUCCUCCUCCAAUCAAUGUUCCCCCUCCAAUGAGUUGCCCUCCACCAAUGAAUGCUCCCCCACCUGUAAAUGCCCCUCCACCAAUGAAUGCCCCGCCUCCAUCAGUGAACAUGUUACCCUUUCCAAUGAAUGUUCCUCCACCACCACCACCUCCAGGAAUGAACAUGCAACCUAAUCCAUUCAACCUGACCCAUCAGUUACCAGUGCACCUACAUUCUGCAGUACCUCUGAUGCAGGUGCCCCCUCCUGUCACUCAGGGUCUGCCACCUCCUCCCCCCCCUCCACCACCUUCCCAACAGUCAAACACUGUUGCGUCACAGUCAGAAGGAAAACAGACCCAGGUGGUGACCAGUGCCCCAGGUAACAAGUUUAGUGCUCCUGUGGUCCCCAAUCCACCUAAAGCUCCAGCAAACACUCCAGGGAAUGCAACUCAAGGCGCAACAAAUGUAGUUCUUCCAUCAUCAACUACCCAAACAGCUGGAAAACCCUUGGUGAACAAAGAAGUGGCAAAACCUGACAUAAAUGUGGACAGCUGCAAUAAAGAAAAGAGGUUACAAAUACAGGAAUUGGCGGUUCAUGAAGUAAAAUUAGCAAUCAAACCUUACUAUCAAAAUAAAGAUAUUACUAAGGAUGAAUAUAAAGAGAUUGUCCGCAAGGCAGUAGAUAAGGUUUGCCAUAGCAAGAGUGGAGAAGUAAAUACUGAAAAAGUUGCAAAUUUGGUGAAGGCUUAUGUUGAUAAAUACAAACAUACACGCAAAAUCAAGAUUGAGGAACCUGGAAAAAUCUGAAUGUGUCCAUUCAGAAUUUCAUUUGCUAAGUGCAAUUUUUACCAGCUCUGACAUGAAUUGGAACUUUUAAAGAUGAUUCAAAAUCAGGUUUUGAUAUUGAUCAGCUAAUGUUAAUAAGGAUUUUCUAAAAAUGUCAAUUUUUUUGUUUGUUUAAGAAAAAUGAAAACAAGGCUCCUGCUUCUCGGCUCUUUUCUUCGUCAUGGACUGAGACAAUGAGAUUUCCUGCUAGUUACAGAAACUCAAAUGCAUGCUGGUCCUGUAGAAUGUCAUGUGUGAGAGUAAGUUGUACAGCAUUUUGACCUCCACACGGAGCAGCUACUUAACACUUCAGUUGUAGUUAACUGGUACUGAACAGGAAUGUACAGUUUUCAGGAUAAUUAUGUUUUCGUAAGUGUUAGGAACAUUUCUCUCUUUUUUUAAUGUAUUCCAAAUGUAGGGUUAAUAUGUGUCACCUUUAUAAUUAUUUGUAUUGUUAACUGUAAAGUUGAACGCAGGAAUAAUCACCAUGUAUAUAAAAAUACCAGAAUCAGCUCAGUUGUAAGGGUUUAGUGUAUUAGAGUAGUAGAUAAGUCAGUUUAGGACAACUAGCGUUAAUGACCUCGGAAACAUCUCUGCCCUUAAGUUUGUUUUGUAAAAUGUGCUGCGUGAACACUGUAAACAUAAUCCUGAAGGCAAUGAAAUAAAUGACCUGCUGCUUUU
Molecule: messenger RNA, 5137 nt
Organism: Erpetoichthys calabaricus (reedfish)
Lineage: Eukaryota; Metazoa; Chordata; Cladistia; Polypteriformes; Polypteridae
Gene: scaf11
Product: SR-related CTD-associated factor 11
Exons: 15
Coding region: 260-4438 (1392 amino acids)
Biological process (GO): spliceosomal complex assembly
Molecular function (GO): RNA binding
Source: RefSeq, a predicted model, not a curated record